Molecule: messenger RNA, 1210 nt
Organism: Polistes dominula (European paper wasp)
Lineage: Eukaryota; Metazoa; Arthropoda; Insecta; Hymenoptera; Vespidae
Product: high mobility group protein 1.2
Source: RefSeq, a predicted model, not a curated record
UAUCGACGGACAUUUACAUUGAACAUAGGGAACGGUUGUAGCUGAUUCUGAUUAAACUACGUGGAUACAGCAGCUUAUGCUAAGGUAACUAAACAAAUAAAUAUCUUUAUAAAGGACGUAUUAAGAUAAAAUUCUUCGCAGUCAUGGAGUCUAAUGAUAGAAAAAAUGUAUAUCUUUCUAAAAAUCCUGAUAAUUCUUUAAAUUCUGGAAUGAGAGAUACUAUGAUUGUUAAUCCUGGAAAUAUACCCCCCGUCAAUUAUACUUUUGUAGAAUGUGGUGACGGGGUAAUGAAGCCUGUUAGUGUUUCUGGUGUUUCAUCCAAUCAAGCAAAGUGGUCUAAUGCUCAAAAUAAAAAUUUUAUUAUUAAUGCUGUUCCGGUUAAAAAUGAAAUAGUUCACCUUGAAGGUGGGACUCAUUGCAAUAAAAAGAUGUAUUACUACGAUAGACAUUAUGGUCAUGAAGAAAUUGAGAAACCAACACGUAGAGGAACUAAGAGAUAUAGAGACAAGGAUGCUCCAAAGCGUGCACUUUCAGCAUUUUUCUACUUUUGCCAAGAAUUACGUGGUAAGAUGAGAGAAUUGCAUCCGGAAAUGGGUGUUGGUGAUAUUGCUAAAGAAUUGGGUAAACUUUGGAUGACAACCGAUUUACAAACUAAAUCAAAAUAUAUGGCUAUUGCUGAAGAAGAUAGAGUUAGAUAUGAAAGAGAAAUAAUAGCGUACAAUAAGAGGAUGAAAAACUAUGAUCCAGAAGAUGUUGGAACAGUGUAAAAUAGCAACUAUAAGAAAUAAUCUUAUAGACAAUAUAUAUGGUCUUAAAUUCAUGGAUAUAUAAUAAUUUUGAAUACUAAUCUGUUAUAAUUAUUCUUUGUAUAUAAUAUGUACACAGUCUAUAUUAAUAUCCAAAAUGAGUACUGCUCUAGAUUUUAAUCUUUCACUAACAGUAAAAAAAAAUCUAUGACUUAUCGGAAGAGAAAUAAUUUAUAAUUAUACUUUUUAGUGAUAUAAGACAUUUUAUGAAAUAUUUUCAUUCGGCAUAUAUUUUAAGUUUUGAAUUUUAUCAGUAUGUUCUUAAAAUUGGUCUUUAUAUUAUCAUAUAGAGUGAGGAAUAUAAUAAGGAUGUUCUUAAAUUGAACAAUACUGAUAAUGAAUCUUUGCUGAAGUUCUCAUUGAAUUUGAGUUUAAACUAGACCUUAUAUUUUUGAAAUAUCCCA